ACAACUAACAUUACACAAUUGGUGCUAAGAAACGUUACCAUUAGAAACUACAAAUGGUGUGUCAAUAUGCCUCCAAGGUGUUCCUAUUAUACGGAAAACCAACGUUACAUUCAGGAAGUUAUCGAAAAAGAAGAAGUACGCCUAGUAAAUAGAUGUUGUUCUGGAUUUAAAGAGGAUGCGAUAUCCUCCACCUGCGUCUUCGAUUGCGCGCAAUGCUCCACCAUUGAAUGUAAAUUGAGCUCUGAAUGUUCCUGUCCACCUGGAUUUUGGGGCCAAGAAUGCGAUUUAGGUUGUCCCGAUUAUUACUGGGGUCCGAACUGCUUCGAGAAGUGUCCUUGCAUUAAAGGAAGUUGCAACCCCAUUACAGGAUACUGCAAUUGUCCUCCAGGUUGGAAAGGAAGCAGGUGUGAAGAAGAAUUGACACCACAAACUAAUUCGAGUGCGAGAUCUGAUGGGAGUAACUUUGUGAAAAGUUUAACCAAACAAUCAGAUCGUGCACAUUAUCCGACACUUCAAAAAUACUUUACAUUUAUGGUUACGACACAUAAUCCAGCUUCUGCAGUUAGAACUGAAUCCGAUCCACUUUCCAUUUCAACACCAAAAAUCGCAUCUGUGUUAGUGUCCCAUACGGAAACGACGACAGAAAUAAACGACCAGAGGCCGCCAGUAGCGAUUAACGAUGUAGGCGGCAAAACGGAAAUGAGUACAGAGUCUGUUGCGGCACAGUCAAUUAUACAAGAAUCUGGAACACAACAAAAUCAAAGCUUUGUAAAUAACUCGAUGUUAGAUCGAGCGAUUUCCGUUUCACAAGUUACUAACGAUAUUGUGAAAGAGAAAGUGGCGGAGAGUAUUGGGGUUAGUGUAACAAACACACAAACUGUAUCUUCUGAAGGUAGUUGGCUCGAUGAUCAAUCACCUGCAGAUAUCGACACAAAUUUAUCAACCCAUCCCAAUGGUACAUAUGUAAAGAGUUCUCAUAUAAUAUUUAGCGUAGGUGCGGUUGUUGGAAUAUUGGCUACCAUCAUCAUCAUAGUAGCGGUAACAUUUCUAACAACGCAAAAUUACAAAUACAAACACAAUAAAAUGUCGAUAUUAGGAAAUGACAAAAACACCAAAAAUGGAAGCAGCGAUGGAAGAUUAUCGGCUGUUGCAAUUUACACUCGUAGCGUUUUCCAUACGCCACUACCUG
Messenger RNA from Photinus pyralis (common eastern firefly), 1189 nucleotides. RefSeq lists its product as uncharacterized. Lineage: Eukaryota; Metazoa; Arthropoda; Insecta; Coleoptera; Lampyridae. The record is from RefSeq and is a predicted model, not a curated record.